CGCCGGUUCACGCACACGCGGUCACACGAUCAUAAGAGCAUUUUGUGUUUUGGAUACCCUAACAGCCAUUCCUUUGGUUUCUGUUUUGUUUAACUUUGUUUUGUUUUGGUAGAGCCGCUCGUCUGUUGUCGGCCGGCUUAGUUGCGAAUUGCGCCAUAAUCGCCGUCAGUGUUUAUUUGUUUACAUUUGUUCAGAAUUUUGGUUUAUAAGAGCCACAGCUUUCUCUUCUCUUCUUCAUUAACACACACUCGGACAUUCACUGGCAAUCAUCAGUGAUUGUGUGCAGCGACACAGAGGUUAUUCCCGGUAAACGUGUUGAUUGGAUUCGCAGACAAACGCUUUGAAAGCCCGCAUCCGCAGAUUUGUAAUUGGAUCUUUGUCUAAUAAAGGAAACCAAAGACAAAGACGGUUUUUUUGACGGCAGUGAACGGUGUUCCCCACACAGGCGCUGUCAUUCUUUUUCAUUUUUCACUGAAUUUUUCAUUUCCUCGCUUUCUUUCGCAAAAUGUUUAAGAGUGUUUGGAAAUCGCUAGGCCGUUUUCUCCUCGGUCUUAGCGUUUUAAGCUUUUCGGCUGAUGCCUUGACAAUUCAAAAGCGUAACAAUCCUGUUUUCGAUUAUACGACAGAAAUUAUCCGCGGUGUAAACAUUGGCGGCUGGCUCGUGCUGGAGCCGUGGAUUACACCUAGUCUUUUUCAACAAUUCGAGGGACAAGCGAACGUUGCGGUUGAUGAGUGGACAUUCUGCGAGUUUCUCGGUGCGGAGGAGGCUCAGAAGCAGCUGAAUGAGCAUUGGAGCACCUUUUACACAUACGACGACUUCGCCCGCAUCGCUGGUUGGGGCGUUAACGUUGUCCGUAUUCCUAUCGGCUACUGGGCGUUUAGCGUCGCGGAUUAUGAGCCUUUCGUUCAAGGACAAGAGUACUGGCUUGACCAAGCCAUAUCGUGGGCUCGGAGCGUUGGUCUGAAGGUGUGGAUUGAUUUGCACGGUGCCCCAGGCAGCCAGAACGGAUUUGAUAACUCUGGAAAACGUGGCGGUAUCGGCUGGCAAAAAGGUGACACUGUUGCGAGAACGUACCGAGUGAUCUCGACUAUUAUCCAAAAGUAUACACAAUCCGCAUAUGCCGAUGUUGUUAUUGGUAUUGAGACGCUUAACGAGCCUUUGGCAGCUAACCUCGACCUUGCCUGGCUGAAGCAAUACGACCGCGAUGCAUACAACCAAAUUUCCUCGCUCUCUAGUACUGUUGCAACUGUUUUCCACGAUGGUUACAUUUCUCUCUCUGAUUGGAAUGAGGGCUUGCUCGACCCCAGUUCCUACGACUUGAUUCUCGACACGCAUCAUUACGAGGUGUUCUCAAGCGGUCAGUGUGCCAUGUCGUUUACCGACCAUCUGAACUCGAUCUGCAAUUUCGGCAACUCGAUUGCUUCUUCUCCGUUCCUUGUCGUCACUGGCGAGUGGAGUGCAGCCUUGGACGACUGUGCCAAAUGGUUGAAUGGUAUGGACACCGGUGCUCGUUAUGACGGCACGUUCACGAACUCUUACUAUGUGGGAACAUGCAACACUGAUAUUAACAAUUGGACCGCCGAUUUCCGUUCUCAAGUUCGUCAGUACAUUGAGACUCAACUUGACCAAUACGAGCGCGGUCGUGGAUGGUUCUUCUGGACCGCGAAGACCGAGAAGACGGCUCCUGGUUGGGAUAUGGGCGAGCUUGUUGACAACGGUAUCUUCCCUCAACCCUUGACGGACAGAAGCUUCGCAGCGUACUGUUCCUAAAUACGGGUGUUAUCCUUUGACAUCUGUCCUUUUACUCUUUGGACUUUUGACAUCUUCAAUGACUCUUCUUCAUGGAUGAUGUAGCGUUAUCCGGGAUGUCCAAAAAUCCGAGUGUUGUUAACCCGCAAUCUAUGUUGUCGCGCUUCUUUCCUUCUGUUAGUUUUUUUCUUUUUCGUUUUUCUGUUUUGGUUCAUUCAUUUUAUUGAAGUUGUUCUCGUUGUUUAUAUUGAUAUGAUUAUGUUUUCCGCGCGAAAAAAAAGGACAGUGAUGAUUAGUGUGUACAAUUGAGUGUUUCAAAGAGUUGUUGAGUGUUGUAUCAAAUUAUCUUUUGCUGUACAAAGUUCUUAUGACUUGAAAACGGGCUUUCACGGGAUUACACACUUUGAGCUUUGUGCACCAACAAGCAGCUGAAUUGUAUCUCGUAGAUCUUCUUUGUAUACGGUGGCAUUCAGUUUUGAGAAUAAAACCUUUGUUCUACUCAUUGCUGUUCUUACUCCCUCUGUCCUAUUCGUGUAACUCUAGAUCUCCAGCGCGAUCCCUCCC
Molecule: messenger RNA, 2314 nt
Organism: Schizosaccharomyces japonicus yFS275
Lineage: Eukaryota; Fungi; Ascomycota; Schizosaccharomycetes; Schizosaccharomycetales; Schizosaccharomycetaceae
Product: glucan 1,3-beta-glucosidase I/II
Exons: 1
Coding region: 506-1771 (421 amino acids)
Biological process (GO): carbohydrate metabolic process; polysaccharide catabolic process
Cellular component (GO): extracellular region
Molecular function (GO): hydrolase activity, hydrolyzing O-glycosyl compounds
Source: RefSeq, a predicted model, not a curated record